AUGAGCGAGGAACGUCUUUCUGGUGGCAGUGGCAGCAGUACUCCGUUACUGCAAUCCAAAUUUGAGGAGCAGUAUCAUGUUAAAAGAACGGGGACAGUGUGGACGGCAGUGGCGCACAUAGUGACAGGAGUGAUAGGGUCAGGAGUGUUGUCGUUGGCAUGGAGUAUUGCACAGAUUGGAUGGAUUGCUGGACCAUUAGCGAUUCUUUUGUUCGCUUGUGUUACUCUUCUUUCUGCUUUUCUUCUCAGUGAUACUUAUCGUUCUCCUGAUCCUGAAUCUGGUCCUCUUCGAAGUUCUUCUUACCUUGAUGCUGUUAAUUUGCACAAGGGAGAAGGAAAUGGGCGUCUCUGCAGUGUUUUUGUAAAUAUAUGCUUAUAUGGUUUUGGAAUUGCCUACAUCAUUACAGCUUCCAUCAGCAUAAGGUCGAUCCAGGAAUCAGCAUGUUACCAUAGCAAAGGGAAUGAAGGAACAUCAAUAAUGUCCUUUGCUUAUGCUUUCAUUGGAAUGGGACUCGCCACUGAUAAAAUCACCGAAAACGGACAUUUUAAGGGUAACAUUAGAGGUGUGCCAACUUUGACUGGAAUGGAAAAAGUAUGGCUGGUUGCGCAAGCACUUGGUGACACAGCCUUCGCUUAUCCAUUCUCAGUAAUUCUUAUAGAAAUUCAGGACACUUUGAAAUCGCCUCCAGCGGAAAACGUAACCAUGAGGAGGGCAUCAACAAUAUCGGUUAUCAUCACAACAUUGUUUUACCUGUGCUGCGGCUGUGCUGGUUAUGCCGCUUUUGGUAAUGAUACACCGGGAAAUCUUUUAACAGGCUUUGCAACUUACAAGCUUUAUUGGCUAGUAGACUUCGCCAAUGCUUGUAUAGUUAUUCACCUAGUUGGUGCAUACCAGGUGUAUAGCCAGCCACUUUACGCGAAUGUUGAGAACUGGUUACGAUUUAGAUUCCCGGAUAGUGGAUUUGUGAAUUACACGCACGACUUGAAACUCCCAUUGCUACCAAAUUUUCAACUAAGUCCACUAAGGCUAUGUUUCCGAACAUUUUAUGUCGUGACGACGACUGUGAUUGCGAUGCUGUUUCCAUACUUCAACCAGAUUUUGGGAGUUUUGGCAGGCAUAAUAUACUAUCCAUUAACCAUAUAUUUCCCAGUGGAAAUGUAUAUUAGUCAGUGUAACAUUGAACCAUGGACAAGCAAGUGGAUUUGGCUUAGGACUUUUAGCACUGUUGGCUUUGUGGUGGGAGCUUUCACUCUCAUUGGAUCCAUUCAAGGGAUAAUAUCUGCAAAACUAAGCUGA
Messenger RNA from Vicia faba (fava bean), 1296 nucleotides. Lineage: Eukaryota; Viridiplantae; Streptophyta; Magnoliopsida; Fabales; Fabaceae. The record is from the annotation of a GenBank genome assembly.